This is a messenger RNA of Parasteatoda tepidariorum (common house spider), 1341 nucleotides long. RefSeq lists its product as uncharacterized. The record is from RefSeq and is a predicted model, not a curated record. Lineage: Eukaryota; Metazoa; Arthropoda; Arachnida; Araneae; Theridiidae.
AUGUUUUUAGCAUCAAAAGGAUUUAAAAGGGAAGAUCUUAUUAUUGUUGCCCAAGAAAUUGGCGAAGUAUUACCUCAAAAAGCUAUUGUAGCGGACCUGAAGACAAUCAUUUUGAAAAGUAAAGAAUAUUUAUCUGAUCCAGAUUUUGUAACAAGUGUGUUGGUAGCUACAGUCAAUGAUCGACGACAAAAGGAGGAAUAUGAAGAAAAAUUGAGACAAAGAGAAUAUGAAGAGAGACAAAGAGAAUAUGAAGAGAGACAAAGAGAAUAUGAAGAGAGACAAAAACUUAGGCAAUUUAGUGGAGAUUUAAAAGAUUGGCUACCAUUUUGGGGACAAUUUGAACAAAUUAAUAACGAUACAGAUAUUGCCCCUGAAAACAAAUUUCAAUACCUGAUUCAAGCUACAACUGUUGGAUCUAGAGCUAGAGAAGUUGUAGAAAGCCUUCCUCCAGCAGCUGCAAACUAUACCAAAGCAGUAGAUAGCCUCAAAGCCCGAUUUGGCAAGGAUGACCUUUUGGUCGAAGUUUAUGUUAAGGAAUUGUUGAAGCUCAUAGUUUCCGUUCAAAAGCACGAAAAGAUAUCUAUGACGUCCCCUUAUGACAAACUAGAGUCAUAUCUUCGAGCUUUAGAAAAGUUAGGUGUUACGACAGAGAAAUGCGCUUCAAUACUAUUCCCUAUGGUAGAAUCUUGUGUCCAAGAAGAGUUUCUAAAAGCCUGGAACCGAAGCUCUUCGCCCGUUGCCUCAGUUGACGCCAAAGAGCGAUUAACAAACAUCAUGGCUUUUCUGAAGGCAGAAACGGAAGGUGAAGAAAGAAUUAAUUUGGCCAUGUCAGGUUUUGGCUUGGGAUCUGAUGAAAAACGCCAACCCUUUAAAAAGAAAGCAAGAGAUUUGCCAACAAAAAGAUUUCCAACAGCGGCAAAUCUAUUGACUACAGAUGUAAAAGAUUUGAAGAAAGGGUGUGUGUUUUGUUCAGGGAAACAUAAAAGUUCAGAUUGCUUUUCCACUCAAAAUAUGACUUUAGCUGAAAGAAAGAACAUAGUAAGAGAAAGUCAGUGUUGUUUUGCCUGUUUAAUGCAAGGACAUCCAGUUCGUAAGUGCAAAGCUUUUAUGAAAUGUGUCAUAUGCGGUAAAAGACAUGUGGUAUUAAUGUGUGAAUCUUUAGCUGCAAAAAAUCGUGAACCCGAUAAAUCUGGGCAGAAAAGUGAAAGUUCAGAAAUAAACAUGUCAAACAUCACGUACGGUCCGAAAGUGUUCCUUCAAACUAUGAAACUAAAGCUGAUAUCUGAUAGAAAAGAAAUUGUGGUGAGAGCAGUUUUAGAUUCUGGAUCACAGAGAACAUAG